AUGUCGUACAUGUCCUGUCGUAUCUCAGGUACAGGUGAGGGAGAAGUGACUGAAGCUGAGCGGCUGCUGAAACCUUUCCGUCUCCGCUACCCUCGGGGAGCGAUAUUCCUCUUCUUUGCAGGCAGGACUGAGGAAAUCAAAGGGAACAUUGAUGAGGCGGUGGCGCUCUUUGAAGACGGCUGCAAGGCCCAGCAGGCGUGGAAGCAGUUCCACCACAUGUGCUACUGGGAGCUGAUGUGGUGCUUCACCUACAAGCGAGCGUGGAAGAUGGCGUACUUCUACGCCGACCUGCUGAGUCAGGAGAGCCGCUGGUCCAAGGCCAUGUAUGUUUACAUGAAAGCUGCGUACCUCAGCAUGCUGCCUGAGGACGAGGCCCGGCCUUUUGGGGAGGACGAGGUAGACCUCUUCAGACAAGUGCCCAGUUUCAAGCAGAAGAUAGCAGGGAAGUCUCCCCCGACUGAGAAGUUUGCCAUCAGGAAAGCGAGACGCUACAAGGCCCGCUGCCCCAUCAGGCUCCCAGUGCCAGUGCUGGAGAUGAUGUACAUGUGGAACGGCUUCAGUAUGAUCAGUAAACGACCCCAGCUGACUGAAGGCAUGAUGCAGGUUUUGGAGGAGGCAGAGCGCACCCUGCAGGAGGCUCCAG
Molecule: messenger RNA, 643 nt
Organism: Plectropomus leopardus (leopard coralgrouper)
Lineage: Eukaryota; Metazoa; Chordata; Actinopteri; Perciformes; Serranidae
Source: RefSeq, a predicted model, not a curated record